UUCUUAGGAGGUGAUAUGCCUAAAAAAAAAAAAAUCGGUGCGUUUCGAAAGAGCUAUACAUGCAUAAAGCUCUGAGCCAAAACUGAGUCUCUCUCUUCUUCUUGGCCUACUGUUUAGCUUCAAAAAAAUUCGCUCUCUCUUAAUCGCCAACUAUGCAGGCUAGUGAUAGGUUUAAUAUCAAUUCCCAACUUGAGCAUCUCCAAGCUAAAUAUGUUGGUACUGGGCAUGCCGAUUUAAACAGAUUUGAAUGGGCCGUGAACAUUCAAAGGGAUAGCUAUGCAUCAUAUGUUGGCCAUUACCCGAUUUUAGCCUAUUUUGCUAUUGCUGAAAACGAAUCAAUUGGAAGGGAACGCUACAACUUUAUGCAGAAAAUGCUUUUGCCUUGUGGUCUCCCCCCUGAAAGAGAGGAUGAUUGAGAGUUGUCAUUAAGACAUCAGCCGAGGCAUUCGAAAACUCUUGGGUUUCUCACGCAUAAAGACUUUGCUUUUGGGAUUUGCAUGUCUCUCUAUCUGUGAAUUGGAGUAGUAUUAUUUGUAUGUGACAUUAAUGAAAAUGAAUGCUAAUUUCGGUGGCUUAUUUAUGGUUGUUGUCUUGUUUAUGAAAUUGUAAGCAUUAGUUAUUCGAAGCUUUGGUAAUUUCGGAGUGUGAAAGGUUUAUGAGACUGUCUAGCUUCUGAUCAACUUCAAAUUGCAACAAAGAACUGAUUUACUGUUUGUAUAAAAAGAAGCUUGCCAAUGCUAUCUGACCAUCCUUUCGUGUAGAAAGAAAA
This is a messenger RNA of Ziziphus jujuba (common jujube), 769 nucleotides long. RefSeq lists its product as uncharacterized. Gene Ontology annotation, biological process: mRNA splicing, via spliceosome. Gene Ontology annotation, cellular component: U2 snRNP; precatalytic spliceosome. The transcript is spliced from 4 exons. Bases 153 to 416 code for a protein of 87 amino acids. NCBI's taxonomy places the organism in Eukaryota, Viridiplantae, Streptophyta, Magnoliopsida, Rosales, Rhamnaceae. The record is from RefSeq and is a predicted model, not a curated record.